Molecule: messenger RNA, 1513 nt
Organism: Paraphaeosphaeria sporulosa
Lineage: Eukaryota; Fungi; Ascomycota; Dothideomycetes; Pleosporales; Didymosphaeriaceae
Exons: 1
Coding region: 316-1434 (372 amino acids)
Source: RefSeq, a predicted model, not a curated record
CUUGUACAGUAUCGUCCACUCAGGCUCAUCAUCGUCCGUUUCAUCUACUGCACUCCACAACCCAAGCGAUAACGACAUUCUACAUCUUUCUACAUGUAGCACCGUGGCCGCCCCCGGCUGGCCGCCUGGGGCAGGGAAAUCCGGGGCCGGACUUGCGUUUUGAAACAGAACCGUUCGCGAUCCUGUCCGCACUCGCCUCUCCGGAUUCUUAUCUUGCGCCUUACGACCCUCAUUGCGAUGUUCUGAUUCUUUCGCAUCUCCGUUCUUUCUCAUAGUCACUCUUUCCGUUCCCGCCCGUGGCGGCAUUCAUUCAUUAUGCGUUCCAUUCUCUACACCACAGCCGCUUCCCUACUAACCAGCCCGGCGCUCGGUUUAGUAGCGCGCGCAAAUUUACCCCCAAAGUUCACAGUGGAUUCAAUCGGCAUACAAUCUUCAAAUUUCCCAGACGUAUACCGCGAUGGCGGUGGCGGCGGUACCAUCAACGGCGUCAACAUCAUGACGUUCAGCGACACGACGACAACCGCAGGCGGCGUGACGGGCUCCAUGAAGGGCUUCGCAGACAACACCAUCGCAUACGUAGGCCAAAACGGCGCGCCCCUCCACCAAACCACCGACUUCGGCGCCAAUGGCGUCCCCAACAUGCCCAUCCCCUUCACACAAAACGAAACGCAGUACACCGCCGACCACUUCGACAAAGAUGGAACACGAUGCGUACUGUGGCCCCAGGCCUCCAUCGCCACAAUCCCGACGCUGGACGGCGGCGAGCUCGGCAUCGCCGUGUACCCCGUCGCGCUCUACAGCAGCAACAUUCAGAACGACUUGUACAACACGCUCGUCGAGAUCAGCGCGGAUCCGGUCGCAGGCCCGAAAGUAGAGCGCGUGGUGCCGCAGCUCUUCUACGCCGACGAGAGUCCGCUCUACGGCGGCUUCAGCACCGUCGUGGCCCACGCGUCGUCGGAGCUCUACCUCUUCAGUAAAGAGUGGGAUGCAUCCACGCUGACGGGCGGCAUGCGCGUCGCAAAAGUGCCAACCUCGUCGUACAAGGACCGCGCGACGUACACGUACUGGGACGGAAGCUCCUGGACGCCCGAUCUGGCCGUGGCGUCGAGAGCGCCCGCGGGUCUGCUCUUCUCGGCGAGUCUCUCCACAGGCGAUGUCUUCUGGAGCGAAUACUACAGCACGUACAUGGUGGUGUAUUUCAACACGUUCGCGGACAGCACGUUUUACAUGCGGUAUGCGCUCGAGGGGACAGUGACGGGUAAGUGGAGCGACGAGAUCAAGCUUGCUGUUACGCAACCUGGAUUGGGGCCACAGCCAUAUAACUAUGCGGGACAUGCGUAUCCGACGUUCGGGCAGAGUGGGAAGGAGUUGGUCCUGAGUUAUACAAUGGCGGGAGGGGCGUUGACGGAUAUGUUGAAGGUUACUUUCGAAUAAAGCAUGGUAGAUGUGCGUUCUUUAGACUUUUUAGAUCUAUAAAUUCGACUAAGACGAUAUCUUUCGUGGCGUUUCCUGC